Parastagonospora nodorum SN15 is the source of this 519-nucleotide messenger RNA. RefSeq lists its product as hypothetical. The record is from RefSeq and is a predicted model, not a curated record. Lineage: Eukaryota; Fungi; Ascomycota; Dothideomycetes; Pleosporales; Phaeosphaeriaceae. The transcript is spliced from 2 exons. The coding region runs from base 1 to 519 and encodes 172 amino acids.
AUGCAGACAGUCCACCCACGGACCCUUAGGACAAGCAGGGCUCCCAGCUCUUGCAUGCCUUGGCUCUUCGGCUUCCACGAGUGCGGCUGCGCAUGCCAGACGCUCGAUGCCGUCAUCUGUACCGGACUCUGCUCGACUACUGGACGCACAUUGGACAAGGGACCUUCACCUUACCGUGCCACUAGCUCAACAGAAGCUCUCAAAAGCAAAGCUAUCCUCGAUGUCCAGAUGCAGCCAAUGAAUGUGACAAAUGGUUCACUUGUGCGAGAUACGAACAGCGAGGGCAGGGGUUCGCGACGACCCGCCAGCAUCUCCGGAUACGCCUGGACACCUGACUUUGCGGAGUGUUUCCCUCUGCAUGUGCUUGGAAGGGAAAUGUAUCCACUGCAGAGUAGCGGAGGUCUCCUAGCCUACAACCCGCGAGACUGGAUUACGUUUCCCACGAUGUCUACCGUAUGGGAUUGUGGGUUUGCUGAGGAUCUGGACGUCUGGACCCACGUCGCAAGGCCCGGUUCCUGA